This is a messenger RNA of Didymodactylos carnosus, 498 nucleotides long. Lineage: Eukaryota; Metazoa; Rotifera; Eurotatoria; Philodinida; Philodinidae. The record is from the annotation of a GenBank genome assembly.
AUGUCACACUUAGCUUUUCCGUUGGGCAGAAGUUUGCGUGCAACAUCAUUAUUACAUGUGCAACCGAGCGCUGUCGUUGCUAUGCGUUUGGCCGGUCAAACAACGAAAAAUGAUCGGGGUAGCAGACAUUAUCAAGAAAACGAAAAAUUCGACAGUGGUUCGAGUAACGAUGAAACUGAUUCAGUGAAUCAAUCAACGAAAAAUCAACAAAGUGGUGCUAAUCAAUCGGGAAGUCAGAAAUCAGGAAGCUCGACGAGCAGCCACGAAUCAAGCGGUAGUCAACGAACCGGAACAUCUGGUAACACGAAUCAGAAUCAACCAGGAGGUUCGUCAUCUUCAAAAAGUGGAGGUUAUGGUGGCAGCGAUCUAAAUAACUCAUCGAAAUCAGGCAGUGAUAAUCGAUCGGAUAGCCAACGACCAGGUAAAACUAGUGGUCAAUCAACAAAGUCGAAUCAACAAGGUGGAAGUUCAUCUCAAUCAAAAGAUAAAAAACAUUAA